AUGGACAAAAGCAAGGUCUUGUUCACUUGUCUUUUUCUUCUUGAGAUAACCUUCUCUUAUGGAGUUAGGUCAACUGAAGGAACACAGUUGAAUGUAGAAAUGCAAACCAAAACACCAUAUCAGAGUCUUUGUGUUGGUGGGCUUGUUAGUGCAAAAGCUUUUCGACCCACUCCGACAGGAAAUAGCCUUAAUGCUGGUCAUUCUGCUCCACCUCCUUAUCAAGAUGCUGGCAAGUUUGCUGAUACCAAAGCUUUUCGACCCACUACACCAGGUAAUAGCCUUGGCGUUGGUCAUUCUACUCCACCCCCCAAUAAAGGAGCUGGCAGGCUUGCUAGUGAGCAAGCUUUUCAGCCCACUACACCAAGUAAUAGCCCUGGUGUCGGUCAUUUUGCUCCACCUCCUUAUCAAGAUGCUGGCGAGUUUGCUAAUACCAAAGCUUUUCGAUCCACUACACCAGGUAAUAGCCCUGGCGUCGGUCAUUCUGCUCCACCCCCUAAUAAGGGAGCUGGCAGGCUUGCUGGUGAGAAAGCUUUCCAACCCACUACACGAGGUAAUAGCUCUGGCGUCGGUCAUUCUGCUCCACCCUCCAAUAAGAGAGUUGGCAGACUUUCUGAUGAGAAAGCUUUUCGACCCACUACACCAGGUAAUAGCCCAGGCGUCGGUCAUUCUAAUCCACCCCCCAGUAAGGGAGUUGGCAAGCUUGCUAGUGAGAAAGCUUUUCGACCCACUACACCAGGUAAUAGUCCUGGCGUCGGUCAUUCUACUCCACCCCCCAAUCAGGGAGCUAACAAGUUUGCUGGUACAAAAACGUUUUGA
This is a messenger RNA of Camellia sinensis, 816 nucleotides long. The record is from RefSeq and is a predicted model, not a curated record. Lineage: Eukaryota; Viridiplantae; Streptophyta; Magnoliopsida; Ericales; Theaceae.